Neurospora tetraspora is the source of this 1281-nucleotide messenger RNA. Its product is annotated as Thg1 C terminal domain-containing protein. The transcript has 3 exons. Gene Ontology annotation, molecular function: tRNA guanylyltransferase activity; magnesium ion binding. Gene Ontology annotation, biological process: tRNA modification. The record is from RefSeq and is a predicted model, not a curated record. NCBI's taxonomy places the organism in Eukaryota, Fungi, Ascomycota, Sordariomycetes, Sordariales, Sordariaceae. Bases 73 to 960 code for a protein of 295 amino acids.
UCGUGAGUGUCACGUCUCACUUACACAACCUUUUAUAGUCAUUGAACGAAACAACAUUAUAUACCCCCAACAAUGGCGAACUCCAAGUUUGAGUACGUCAAGCAGUUCGAGCAACCUGACUCGCUUCUUCCAAACACCUGGAUAGUAGUAAGGCUCGAUGGCCGUGGCUUCACAAAAUUCUCAACCAAAUAUGCCUUCGAAAAGCCCAACGACAAGCGAGCCCUAGACCUCAUGAACGCCGCCGCCCGCUCCGUCAUGUCCGAGCUCCCCGACAUCACUAUCGCCUACGGCGUGUCGGACGAGUACAGCUUCGUCUUCCACAAAUCCUGCACUUUGUUCGAGCGACGGGCCAGCAAACUCGUCUCCACCAUCGUCUCGACCUUCACAGCCUACUACGUCCACCACUGGCCCGUCUACUUUGCCGACUCUCCUUUGUCUCCACCGUUACCCUCCUUCGACGGCAGGGCGGUCUGCUACCCGUCCGUCCAGAACCUGCGCGACUACAUGAGCUGGCGCCAGGUCGACUGCCACAUCAACAACCUGUACAACACCACGUUCUGGACCCUCAUCAAACAGGGAGGAAUGGACGGGACGGCGGCCGAAUUGAUGCUCAAGGGGACCUUCUCGGCGGACAAGAACGAGAUUUUGUUUAAGAAGUUUGGGAUCAACUAUAAUAAUGAGCUGGAGAUUUUCAAGAAGGGGAGUGUCAUUUUUAGGGAGUACGAGCUGGUGGAGCCGGGGACUACGCUGAAUCUGAAUAGUGUCGUGGAGGAGGCAGAAAAGAGCAGCAGCGGCGCGGUGCCCGAAGUGAAAUCGAAGAGUCAGGUGGAAAAGGAGAGGAAGGCGAGGACGAAGGCGGGGAUUGUGGUGGAGCAUUUGGAUAUUAUUAGGGAUGAGUUUUGGGAGAGGAGGCCGUGGUUGUUGAGUGGGAAGCCGGGGAAGGUUCCUAAGGCGCCUUGAUGGGGAUGGAUAGGUAAAGAGCGGUAUGAGAUAUGAUCAUGAAUGAUACCUCUGGAUAUGUCCAUUGAGCUUGACGAUUUUUUAUGUGCUAUAGAGGGGCUUUGCUUGGUCGUGAUGUGAUGGAAGGUCUUGGAACUUAUGCUUUGCCACGACAGACCUCUGAGGUGAUCCUUUACCGACCUGGACGAGGAGCACACUGUACAAAUGGGUAGACGGCGUUAGAAUCAAAUCGGUAUGGAGGGUUCUUCGGUUUCACUUCUGCUCCCUCACUUAGAGACAGGUUCAGGAGACCACUCCGUGCCCCGUAUCGUAUGUACCGGU